CAUAAGGUUCACUACGUCCGGAGGCACUUUUAGGGUUUCUGUGUUUGCCGGUGCUUCCGGCAAUCGGUGCAACUCCCAUCGGAUCACUGAGGGUCUGACCGAUCGGAGAAGUAGCAUGCGCGGCCUUGGUGCAUUGUGGUAGUGUUGUUGCUUUGGGUGGGAGUGAAGUUGGCGAGCGACGAUGAACGACGACAGGCAGGAUUCGCAGAGCGGGGCCGUGUUCGGUGAAGAGGGGCAGGGGCAGGGGCGACUGUACAAUCCAUACGCGGAUUUGUAUGGCGCGGCCGAUUUGAAGAGCUUGGAGAGCGUGUACCGACUGCCUUCGGCGCCGGAGUAUCUGUUCCCCGACGAGGCGGUGGUGCAGAGGCGGAAUUGGAGCGAGAACCUGACGUACCACACGGGAUGCGGUUACUUGGCGGGCGCGGUGGGCGGCGGUGCGAAGGGCGCGUUGGAGGGGUUGCGAUCGCAGGAAGGGAGCGACACGAUGAAGAUCAGGGUGAAUAGGUUUUUGAAUGCGUCGGGGCACAGGGGGCGCGCGUAUGGAAACACGGUGGGGAUCUUGGGGCUGAUGUACGCGGGGUUCGAGAGCACGGCGUCUCAUUACAGGGCGACGGACGACAUGCUGAACACGGUGAUCGCGGGGCUGGGGACGGGGGUGAUGUACAAGGCAGCAGCGGGACCGCGGACGGCGGCGAUCGCAGGAGCGCUGGGAGGCAUCGCGGCGGCGGGGCUGGUGGCGGGGAAGCAGCUGACGAAGAGAUACUUACCGAUAUGAGGAGCGGAGGUGGCGCAGGAAGGGGGAGGGGGGAUCGGGGAGAAAUUGAUAUAUUUUUGCGGGUGAUUGUGAGAUCGGGUGGGGCAACUGGGUUGCGAUGGAGUGGGAUGAGGAUGGGCGACUUCCGGAGAGCGAGCGAAGAAGAGGAGUUGGGAUGCGGGGAGGUUUAGGGUUUGCAGAACGGGGUGGAUCUCGGAAGGGAUUAUACGAGAUGAGACGUGUGGAGGAGUGUGGAGGAUGAUUCUUUGAUGAGGGAUUGGCGGGAGCAGGGGUGAUGGAGUGGGAAGCAGUGGUAGCGGUAGGAUAGGUGGAGGUAGGAUUAGGGUAGAAGAGGGGUGUGAGCAUUUGAUGGGGGAGGAGGGGUGAGCUUGCCACAGGAGAAGUCUGUGGAAUGAGGCGAUGGGAAAUUGUAACAAUGUGUUAGAUUCCAAGUCCUAUGGAAUAUGAUCUCACAAUGCUUCUUGCCUCGUGAACAAACCCUUCGAUUAUGUACUUGUUUGCACCCGUUUGACUUUGUGUUGGUGGUACAAAUCCAUGUGGACAAGCAUUUUUAAUGCUGUGUUCUUCAUGUCUGCUAGUGAUCUUCGAUUGGCGGGCAGUUGAUCUCGGAUAAUCAAGGAAUGCUACGAAGGCAUAGUGAGUUUCAAAUUUGGAAUGCCGGGAGCUUUCAAUUAUUCUAAUAUUCAGACCUUACGGCGUGGGUGUGACGGAAAAGAAGGGUUGUAAGUCUGGCCAGCGUGCCUUGGAUGGAGACUUGAUUUCGGCACUUAGUUUCUCCAUGAAAACGCUGACCAUUGGAAUUGAAUAACUUUGUACUGAAUUCACGACCAGAAUUCAUGGACGUUUCUCAAUAAUCAUCAAUACCGAAUAUUAAGAGAUGAUUUUAAA
Molecule: messenger RNA, 1663 nt
Organism: Physcomitrium patens
Lineage: Eukaryota; Viridiplantae; Streptophyta; Bryopsida; Funariales; Funariaceae
Product: mitochondrial import inner membrane translocase subunit TIM23-2
Biological process (GO): protein import into mitochondrial matrix
Cellular component (GO): TIM23 mitochondrial import inner membrane translocase complex
Molecular function (GO): transmembrane protein transporter activity
Source: RefSeq, a predicted model, not a curated record